Messenger RNA from Pseudopodoces humilis (Tibetan ground-tit), 1278 nucleotides. It is a transcript of the gene FOXD1, whose product is annotated as forkhead box D1. Lineage: Eukaryota; Metazoa; Chordata; Aves; Passeriformes; Paridae. Gene Ontology annotation, molecular function: RNA polymerase II cis-regulatory region sequence-specific DNA binding; DNA-binding transcription factor activity, RNA polymerase II-specific. Gene Ontology annotation, biological process: cell differentiation; anatomical structure morphogenesis; regulation of transcription by RNA polymerase II. The record is from RefSeq and is a predicted model, not a curated record.
AUGACCCUUAGCUCGGAGAUGUCCGAGGCGUCGACGCUGGCUGAGGAGACCGACAUCGAUGUGGUGGGCGAGGAGGACGAUGAGGAGGACGACGAGGAGGCACAGACCCGCCGCCGCCGCCGCUCCUACGCCGAGGACGAGGAGGAGGACGAGGACGACGACGAGGAAGAGGACGAGGAGGAUGUGGGCGAUCUCCACGCCGCCGCCCUGCUGCCGCGGUCGCCUGUGCGAGGCGGAGGCGUAGGUGGCGGCGGCGGCGGGACGGGCGGCGGGGACGCUGCCGGUGGCUCUCGGCCCCCCUCGCGGGGUGGCCCGCAGAAGGCGACGGCGGGCGGCGGUGGGGCGGGCAGUGGUGGCGGCGGCGGCGGCGGCGGCGGGGCGGGCAACGGCGGCGGCAAGAACAGCCUGGUGAAGCCGCCCUACUCCUACAUCGCUCUCAUCACCAUGGCCAUCCUGCAGAGCCCCAAGAAGAGGCUGACGCUGAGUGAGAUCUGCGAGUUCAUCAGCGGGCGCUUUCCCUACUACCGGGAGAAGUUCCCCGCGUGGCAGAACAGUAUCCGCCACAACCUCUCCCUCAACGACUGCUUCGUCAAGAUCCCCCGGGAGCCCGGCAAUCCUGGCAAGGGCAACUACUGGACGCUGGACCCCGAAUCCGCCGACAUGUUCGACAACGGGAGCUUCCUGCGCCGCCGAAAGCGCUUCAAGCGGCAACAGCUCCCGGCGCCCGAGCUUCUGUUGCGCGCCGUGGACCCCGCCGCCUUCCUCCCGCAGCCUCCGCCGCAGCCUCCGCAGCAGCCGCCUUGUGCCUACGGACCCUACGGCUGCGGCUACGGUCUUCAGCUCCAGCCUUACCACCCCCACUCCGCCCUUUUCGCCUUCCACCACCCCUCUCCUCCGCCCCGCCAGCCCCCUGCCGCCCCCGGCAGCGCCCCCGGCGCGGCGCUGCCCCCCGCCGCCGCCGCGCCGCCGGGCCCCUUGCUGCCGGCGGCCGAGCUGGCACGGACGCCCUUCGGCUACGCGCACCCGCUGGGCCCGGCGCUGGCGGCCUCGCUGCACUCCGCCAAGCCCGGCAGCGGCGCGGCGCUGUCCCGCUCGCCCUUCUCCAUCGAGAGCAUCAUCGGGGGAAGCCCCGGCCCCGGAGCGGGCAGCAGCUGCGCCUCGCAGUCGACCGCUGCACCGGGGCUGGCCCGCUCGCUGGGGAGCGCCGGGAGCGGCCUGCCCCCCGCCGCCACCCUGCCUGCCACCCCCGGCUUCGCGGCACGGAUCUCUAACUGUUAA